AUGUUUGCUAUUGGUAAUAUCAUUUUUCUUAUCAUCAUAUCUUUAUGUCAUGGUAUACCAACAACUGAUCGACAAUGUUUACCAGAUACAAUUGAUUUUAAUACUAAAGUAGAAAAAUCAUCAAUUGUUGUCUAUGGAAAAGUAAUGGCUAAAAUGUUAGAUGAAGAAAGUGAUUCAACAUUUCAUGUCUUCUUUCAAGUUGAUUGUAUUUUAAAAGGACCAGCAACAUUACGACAGAUUAAUAUAACAAAUGCUGGUCAUAUCGAAGGUAAAAAAUAUUGUCAAGAUUUUUCUGUUGGUCGUGGUUAUUCAAUAGCUUUUCUUGAACCAAUAUCAUCAAAUACAACUGAUUAUUAUACGUUUAUACCAGCUGAUUUUGUUGAAAUUCUCGUUGAAGAAAAUUCAACAAAUCUAUUAUUAGCUCGUACAUGUAAUCUUCAUCAAAUAGUACCUCGUCAAUCAUCAGCAUUAGCUAUGGAAGUAUGUCCAGCUGUUAGUACUGAUCCAAUAUGUCAUGAAACUGUCAAUGUAACAAUAACAGCAAUGACAAUUGAUAGUAGUCUCAUGAAUACAACCAAUGAUUUUUUAUCUGAUUUAACAACAAAUGAUAUUUUAUCUGAUUUAACAACAAAUAAUCUUUUAUCUGAUUUAACAACAAAUAAUCUUUUAUCUGAUUUAACAACAAAUAAUCUUUUAUCUGAUGUAACAACAAAUAUAUCAAAUGAAAUCGUAUCUACUUCAAAUGAAAAUGAAUUGUUACCAUCUCCAAUUGAUUCGGUAGAACAGGAAAUAAAUGCUAUUCGAAGUAAAUCCGAUAUACAUCAAAUUGAUGUUGAUCAACACAAUAAUGCUAAAUCGAUAACAUAUAGUACACUUUUUAUAAUAAUGGCUAUUAUCUUUUGUUCUAAUUAA
Molecule: messenger RNA, 912 nt
Organism: Rotaria sordida
Lineage: Eukaryota; Metazoa; Rotifera; Eurotatoria; Philodinida; Philodinidae
Source: the annotation of a GenBank genome assembly